AUGAAGAAACUUAGUACCACCUGGCGUCACCAGAAGCCAUUUAAUUCAAAUAAGCCAGGUGCUUCUACAGAAAGUGAACAACCAUGUCAAGCUGUGGGCAGGAGAUGUUUAGGGAGGUUCCCGAUAGCUUCAUCAGUGGUUUUGAAAACAGUUGUAAACAUUGUCCCUGAAACUGACACAGUAGGUAUUGCCCCUUGCAGAAUGGAUGAAGAUAGCACAGAGGACACUCAGUUUUCAGAUUCAUUGGAUGCUGACUUAUUAAAAGCAUUUGAAGAGGAGGAAAAAGCUCUAGCUGGCAUAUACGAACCACACAAAGAGCCAGACAUAAUUUCAUCAUCAAACUCUGAAUUGUCAAGAGAAACAGAAAAUGCUGAAAACUUUACAGCAACUGUAGAGCCUGCUUUGAGUAGUAAGCUGGGUAGCAAGCGAAAAUAUAUUAAGACAUCUAUGGAGCACACUGCAAAAAUAGGUUCAAAUGCAGAUUGUGAUAAGCAGCAAGUUAUUCGUUUUCUCAGAACAACUGUAGGCUCAAAUGUUAGUCCUACAAGCAGUCCUAUGGACAAGCGACCAAAAUGCUCAGUGGCAUCCACCACAAGAAUUACACGUUCAGGUAGUAAAAGCAAUUCAGAUAGGAGUCAGUCUUCUAAACCUUUAGCUUCAUCAGCUGUAGCAGGCAAACUCAGUGGUCUUGUAUCUACAGUUAAAAAAUCAGCAGUUAAGGGAAAUGAGGUUUGUUCUUUAAAUGAUAGUUUUAGUGGAAAUACCAGUUUAAAUUUAUCUGAUUUCAGUUUUUCGCCAUUGUCUCUUGGUGGAGAUGCAGAUAUGUUUAAUAGUAGUGAAGAUGAAACCUCAAAUUCUAAAAGCACUGGUAAUAGAGAUUUGAUGAAUAAUGACAAGUGCCGCAAUAACAAAUCAGGUGCAGUCUUACACCAGAGGCGGCUGUUUGAUCAUUCUUGUAAAAAUGUAAAACAUCCUACAAUUGUACAGAAAGAUGUUGAUAAUACUAACUGUCAUAAUAAGCUAAGUGUGAACACAGUAACAAAGAAAAAUGAAUUUUCAGUUAUAUCUCAGAAUCAGUCACCACAAAAUCAAUUUCAGGCCACCGAAAAUGUGAAUACACAAAAUGUAAGAUCACAAGGCGGAGAUCAGUCAGGUAGAACUACCUCACCGUCACCAAUUAAUAAACCAGCUAAACAACUUGAAAACCACACAGAGUGUAAUCAGCGUGUACUCACAGCUUUUGAGAAUGCUAGCAAUUCUAACAAUAAUAACAGUAUAAAUAAGGUAAACAGAUUCCGAAAAUUGCAUAACCAGCAGAAAAAUAUCCAGCUUGUUGACGAAAGACAAACAUGUGUACCUUUCCUUGAAGAGAGUCAGGAUCAAGUGGGCAGAGGUGUGCUGCCAGAGAAUAUGGAAAGCUGCAGGAAGCAACAACCUACAUUAUUGACUUCAGGAAGUGGAAGUAACAGUUUGACAGUUGACAAGAGGCAGUUAAGCUCAUGGGGUCUGCCUGAGCCUGUUUUAGAAGCAUAUAGAAGUCAAGGAGUGCUGACUAUGUUUGAAUGGCAAGCAGAAUGCCUGCUCACUGGCAACGUACUGGACGGAGGUAACUUAGUUUAUUCUGCUCCCACAAGUGCAGGAAAGACACUGGUGGCUGAACUGCUCAUUCUUAAAAGAGUUCUGGAGUCAAGGAAAAAGGCUUUGUUUAUCCUCCCAUUUGUGUCGGUGGUUAGAGAGAAAGUAUACUCACUACAGCGACUAUACCAGGAUGCUGGUGUUAGAGUUGGGGGCUUCAUGGGCAGCCAUUCCCCACCAGGUGGCUUCUCUCACAUACACAUUGCGGUGUGCACCAUAGAGAAGGGCAACAGUCUCAUCAACAGACUCAUGGAAGAGGGUAAACUAGGAGAGUUAGGUGCUGUGGUGAUUGAUGAGCUGCAUAUGGUGGGAGAUUCACACAGAGGGUAUUUGCUGGAACUGAUGCUGACAAAACUGGCUUAUAUUACUCAGAGGUCAAAAGAGGAAUCCACCCACUGUCCAGUACAGAUCAUUGGAAUGAGUGCAACCCUGCCAAACCUAGCCUUGCUGGCCAAGUGGCUGAAUGCAUCACUUUACUGCACUGACUUUAGACCUGUGCCUCUGAGUGAAUAUAUUAAGAUAGACAGAAGUAUCCUCAAUGAACAGCUCGUUGUACAGAGAGAGAUUCCGGCUGACCUAAUCUCACCUGAUGAUGCCGACCAUGUGAUUGCCUUAUGUCUAGAGACAGUUGGUGGGGGGCACGGAGUUCUAGUGUUUUGUCCCACAAAGAAUUGGUGUGAGAAACUGUGUGAAGCAGUCGCUCGGAAGUUAUACACUCUAUUUUCCAAUAAACAGGAAAUUAAUAGAGGAACUAAAACAGAUGACACAGACAGCAUUAGCAUACUGGAAUUAAAGAUGAACUUAGACAAAAGUAGCCUUGUGGACACUGUAGAGCAGUUGAAGAGAAGUCCAGCAGGGUUGGAUCCUAUGCUGGGAAAGUGUGUUCUCCAAGGGGUGGCAUACCACCAUGCAGGUCUGACAUUUGAUGAGAGAGACAUAAUCGAAGGUGCUUUUCGGCAAGGUCAUUUGAAGAUUCUUGUUGCAACAUCAACCCUGUCAUCGGGUGUCAACUUGCCUGCUAGACGGGUCAUCAUUAGAUCACCAAUGUUUUACGGGAAGGUCAUUGACACUCUGACUUACAAGCAGAUGGUUGGCCGAGCUGGAAGGAAAGGCAUUGAUACCAAGGGGGAGAGCAUUUUGAUCUGCAAGCCAACAGAAAAGAAUAUGGGCAAGAAACUAAUGGAGUCAAGUCUGCCAUCUGUGAAGAGUUGUCUUCACUUUGACACUAAAGAGGGAUUGACUGGGAGUCUCAAAAGGGCAAUUCUGGAGGUUGUUGUAAGCGGUGUUGCACCAACUCCUGGGGAUGUGAUUACAUACAUCAACUGCACUUUAUUAUCUGCAUCUCUGUCAGAGGAUACCCAGAGAAAUUUGAAAACAGCUCUGGUUGACAGCUGCAUCCAGUUUUUGCAAGAUAAUGAGUUUGUCACUGUGAACAUCACAUAUAAUGAAGAUGGCACAGAGAUAAGAAAGUUCUACCCCACCCAGCUUGGGUCAGCCAUUCUUGCUUCAUCACUUUCUCCUGAUGAAGGACUUUUGAUUUUUGCAGAAUUACAGAAAGCUCGCCGAGCUUUUGUCUUGGACACAGAACUACAUAUUAUUUACCUGGUAACUCCAGUAUACGCAGCCAAUGUGUCCACUUCUGUAGAUUGGUAUCACUAUCACCACCUGUGGGAAACUUUGACCCCUGCUGACCGCAGAGUGGCAGAUCUCGUAGGCAUAUCUGAGUCUUUCAUUGCCAGGGCUAUUCAAGGUAGAAUUGGUGGAAAAACGGAAGUCCUGAGAAGAUCACUAGCCAUACAUCUGAGAUUUUAUACAGCCCUCAUUCUCAACAGUUUGGUUCAAGAGUGCCCCCUGAUGGAAGUUGCUGCCAAGUUUCACUGCAACAAAGGUCAGCUGCAGUCCCUUCAGCAGUCAGCCUCUACUUAUGCAGGAAUGAUCACAGUCUUUUGUGGUCGUUUGGGCUGGCACAAUCUGGAGCUUAUACUUUCACAAUUUCACAAGCGGCUAUCAUUUGGUGUGCAACAGGAGCUAAUAGAUUUAGUGCGUAUCUCAGCUCUGAAUGCAACCAGUGCAAGAAUGCUGUACAAUGCUGGAUACCACACAGUUACUGAUGUUGCAAGAGCAGAGUCAGCAGAUAUUGAAAACCUCUUCAAAAAUGCUGUUCCUUUUCAAAGUGAGAAGCGACAAGAUGGAGAGACAGACUGGGAGCUGAAGGAACGUCGCCGUGCCCGGUGUAUCUGGCUGACAGGAAGAAAAGGUGUCACAGAGCUUGAUGCUGCCAUGGCAAUUAUUGACGAGGCCAAGGUUAUAGUUCAGGGUGAUUUAGGGGUUAGUGACAUAGUCUGGGGAGCAAAGAACAACAUGGAGGAAGAACUGAAUGCAGAUGAGGAAGAGAGUUCAGUUACCGAGGAUUAUACAGAAGUUUCUGGCACUAAGGAGUUAGGAAAUCAGAAUGUUCAGAAAACACCUCUUAACCAUAGGUCACAGUGCUGUGAUUUUAAAAUGAAGGGAAACACAGUAGGCACUGAAAGUAAGAACACACAUAAUACAGGUAAUGAAGGCAGAGAAAUGCCAAAACAAGAGGAAGAACUUAGCAGUUCUGUUGGAAGUAGUCCAUCAGGUCAUAGGCAGCUAUGUGCAGAUCUGACACAGAGAAAGUCUCUGUCAAACAACCGGAGAAAUAGCAACAUUAGCUUCAGGAAGAGUUUUAAUCAUAGUAGAAGUAAAGACAGAUCGUUCUUCGGCCAGGUUGUUGUGAGUCCCCCAGUGAGUGUCAGGGUUCAAGUGAAUACUCCUCUUCAUAGCUCUGUAAGUGAAAGAACUGCAUGUGCUAAGGUCACCUGUGAGAAGACCACAACAGUCAUUCAGAAGAAAGAUACUGCGGAUGAAAAUGAGAGGUCAAGGGAGGCUACUCUACAAAGGAAAAAUAGACAUGAUUUGCAGUUAAUAAAAGAUGGAGAUGCUAUACCAUCAAUGUCUUUUCACUCUGGUUCUGCUGCUGUUGCAGCUGCCGUUAUAAAUACAUCAAGUGUUUCAGCUAUACCUUUUGUUACUGAAUACACCAAGAAAUGUUUAGUUGAGACUCCUAAUGUAUCUUUCCAAGUGAUGAAUUCAAACAAAUUAAAAGAGGGGACAUUCGUUGAUGAUAGUAUUUUUUUGGCUGAUGAUAGUAUUUCUUUCAGUGACAGUUUCAACAUAGACACCCAGACAGCAAAUAUUUUCAGUCAUAAUGGACAAGAAGCAGAACAUAAGGAGCAGACACAUGCAAAGUUGAAUAAUGUUAGUUCUCCAACAGGAAGGUUCAAAAUCUCAAUUUCAGAAUCAGAUGCAAGAUUUAAUCAGACAUCAGCAGGUUCAACAGUUAAUAAGCUGAUUAAAAAUACUGACUGUGUCAGUGCUGCAGUAACUGCUGCCCCUUCCAUAGACAGUAUAUAUAAAACCUUGGCUUCAGAUUAUGAACAUGCAGGGCAAAACACACCACUGAAAUCUGACCUAAAUAUCAGCUCUGAAAAUGUCAAUAAACAUCUUUCAGAAACAUUAUUUGAUUCAGCAGAAAAGCUGCCUGUGCAAAAUCCAACUACGUUUAUUGGAAGUACUCCAAAGAGGUCGACAGCAAAGUCAGUUCAUUGUCUUCAAUAUCACCUUGAAAAUGUGGUAGUAAUGAAUACAGCAGUUGCUUCAACUUCAAGAAAGUUUAGCCAUGAAGCUAAAGAAACUUGGCCUUGGUCUGUUAUGCAGUCUGAAAGAACGACAAAUAAGAACAUAGAUUACUGCAGUGAUGAAGAAGAUAUAUGUACAUCACUAAUUGCAGCUAGCAAUUUUGAAAGACUCACACAUUUAGAUGAAGGAAUUUUAGAAGAAAACACACAUGAAGAAUUAGAUUUCUCCAGUGCAGAUUUUCAUAUAAUUGAUACAGAAGUUGAUAAUGUUCCAGAGAACAAUCCUGUUGACUGUAGCGAGAAGAACGGCCAUGGAAGGAUCCUGAGAGAUGGCUCUCAUCUGGAUUCUGAGCAUGUAGUUUCAUGUUCUGAAAUUGAUGAUGCAGCAAGUAUAAGUGGUAGGUUGUUGCAAUUACACAAAACUGUUCCUCGGAAUUCAACUCCAGUUGCUGCUGUAAAUGUUAGAAGGCAGAAUUCUCAACGUGUUCAACAGACUGAUUACAUAUGUAAAGAUCAAAGAAAUAAGCAGUAUUUUGGAGAGAGCAAACAGAUAAAUAAAGAAGAACAGAGUGAACAAGGUCUUACAAAGACAAUCAACCCAACAGGACCAAGCAGUGGAUCAGGGAUAGAUACCUGUUUUUCUGAUUCUUUUAGUUCCUCUCUAAUGGAUAAAAUAAUGGCAGAGUGUGAGUUUGCAUCAAAGUCUCAGGAGAGGAAACAUUGUGAAUCUCAUAAGAAUUCUGCUGUAAAUUUCAAUGAAAACUACAAUAUUUCUAAACACAGCUUCACAUAUGGAGAAACUAAUAUUGACAGCAGCUUAAAUAAUACACCCACAGGAAACCGAAAACAUAGCAUCGAACCAGUAUCUAACAAUUCAUCAGUAAAUGAUGGAAGUGACUGUGUUCCACCGACUCCACCUGAUAAAUCACUCACUGGUCUGUCAUCAUUUAAAGUAACCUUCUUUUCUCCAUUAAAACCAAAUAUUCCAGGGACAUGUGACUCCAUUUUGAUACCUAAAAGAGCAACUCCUAAAUUCAUUACCAAUAUAAAAGACAAAGAAAACUUUACUAUCAUUAAAGACCCAAAAAAUAAAACUGCAUGUCCCUUGAAUAAUGUGGACAAUCAUACAGUUCACCAGGUUUCAGAAAAAUCCACAGCAGAUUGCCAGUUUUCUAAAUGCAUCCAAAGCUCACCUUCUACUCACAAACGUACUCAUGAGAAAAACAAAUCCAGUGUCAACCCUUCAGAACCAGACAGUGGUCAGAAUAAUUUGUUUGAAUCUGUAUUUCCAAAUCACAGUCAGCGCUCUUCUAUAAUGCUUACGCAGCAGUCGUUCACAAUUAUUGAUGUCUGUGCCAACAGGCAGCUUUUUCAAACAUUUCUUGCAGAGCUCAAGUCGCAGCCAUACUAUGCUCUUUCUGUCGCAUGUGAAAAGAAACCACCUGAAGGGCCUCAAAGAAAGGCAUCUGAGAUUGGUGGCAAGUUUAUCAGAAAGAAAACUUCUCCAUCAGUAUGCAAAUCUACAGUGGCAGUUGGUAUACCAGUUCCAGACAGUGAUGCAUUUAUUGUUGGCUUGGCUUUCUCCUGGGAAAACAGGGAUUCUUACUUUGUGAGCCUCAUGCCAGCUGGCACUGCCUCAUUAGAAUCUCACCCAGAUGAUACGUUAGCUGAGCCUCCGCUUGAUGAAACAGUGUCGCAGCAUGAGAGAGUCACUUCUGUUUUAGCGGUGCUGGGUCAUCAGUCAGCUGGCAACAAACAAACAAUUGCAGUUUACGAUAGCAAGGCUGCUUAUGUUUGUCUGGCUAAAGCACUUGGGCUUUCCUUGCCUCAAUGUGAGGACCCUUGUGUUGCUGACUGGCUAAGAGAACCCGAUGCCAAGCUGAAGAACCUUCAUCACAUGGUAGUGACUUACUGUUCUGAGGAACUUGGCUUGCUGGAUGCUGUUGGUGGCAUAGCUGGUUACCAGAGCAUGGGCAGUGACAUCAAGAGUCGAGUGAAUGGAAGACUGCGGGCUUGUACAGAAAGUGUCCUGACACAGAAGCUGAUGAACAGAUUUCACGGAUUGUUGACAGAUGAAAAUUUACUGACUGCGUUCACUGAUGUGGAAAUGCCUAGCAUAGUGACCUUGGCUAGAAUGGAGCUCAAUGGUUUUGGAAUCAGCGAGUCAGAGAUUGACAGGCAGAAAGCCUUGUUAACUGCAAAGCUGAAUAUUCUUGAAGCACAAGCUUACCAGAUGGCUGGGCAUGUGUUCUCCUUAACUUCAACCACUGAUAUAGCCACAGUAUUAUAUCAAGAACUAAAGCUGCCUAUCAAUGGAGAUACAACAGUGGUGGCCCGUUUGCCAGCUCACACUCGAAGAAGCACACGGAUUCCUGUUGGUGGUACCAGCAAGGAGAUUCUGGAAAAGCUGCAGAAGGUUCACCCACUGCCUGCAGUGAUUCUGGAGUGGAGACGUCUUAGUUCAGCUCUCACCAAAUCAUUGUUUGCACUAAAGCGAGCUGCACGGCACUGUCCUAAACUGGGAAUGUUUCGAGUAUACGGGGAUUGUCAGAUUUUUACUUCAACGGGGAGAGUCAGCAUGGCUGAGCCAAAUCUGCAGAAUGUCCCGAAAGAUUUUGCAGUAGAUGUGCCCAGUAAGGUAUCAACUGUGAAUCAGAGCAGACAUGAAACCAGUGAUUUGUACCAGACUCGCGCUGUUGCUCCUGUAAGCAUGAGAAAGAUGUUUGUUCCCUUCAAAGGCGGUGUUAUUUUGGCUGCUGAUUAUUCUCAGCUGGAGUUGAGAAUCAUUGCUCAUCUUUCUGAAGACUCGAGGCUGAUAACCAUCCUAAACACAAAGGAUGGAGAUGUGUUUAAGAUAAUUGCAGCUCAGAUGAAAGGAUUGGACAUUGUAGAGGUGUCUAAUGAACAUAGACAGCAAGCCAAACAGGUCUGCUACGGAAUGCUGUAUGGCAUAGGGCCAAAAGCUCUUGGUGAACAGCUGGGAAUGGAUGAAAAUGAUGCUGAUGCCUUCAUGGAAACAUUCAAGUCACGAUACCCAGGAAUUAGAAAAUACCUAAAACAUACCGUGGAAUUUUGUCAAAAGAAUGGAUACGUGAAAACCUUAUUCAACAGAAGACGUUACUUGCCUUCCAUCAAAGACACCAACCCUCAUGCUCGAUCACAAGCUGAGAGACAGGCAGUCAACACCACCAUUCAGGGCUCAGCUGCAGACCUGGUCAAGAUUGCCAUGACCAAUAUUGACAGAACAAUAAUGGAUUUGUUCCCAGAUGCUCGGUCAUGUCACACACAGUGGCUACCAUCACCAGAUAAAUCUGCCAGACAGAACAAGACGACACCUAGUGUCACUGGAGCAUUCUUGGUUCUCCAGCUUCAUGAUGAACUUAUUUAUGAGGUGUCAGCCAAUCAAGUGCAGGAUGUGGCCAGACUUGUGAAACACCACAUGGAAGGAGCAGUGAAACUCAGCGUUUGUAUGCCUGUAAAAAUUAAAGUUGGACCAAGCUGGGGUGAACUGCAGGAUUAUGAUGUUCUAGACUAA
Molecule: messenger RNA, 8829 nt
Organism: Candidula unifasciata
Lineage: Eukaryota; Metazoa; Mollusca; Gastropoda; Stylommatophora; Geomitridae
Source: the annotation of a GenBank genome assembly